AUGGGUGAAUUCGUCCAAAGAGAAACGACAUUGCCAACUCUGCAAGCCAUGCUUCCUCUGGGUGGCUGUAUCAUUGCAGAUGCUAAACAACAUGAAGUUGUUGUAGAAUCAAGAAAGGCCUUUGUUCUUGCCAAGCCAUACCUUGGCCGAAUGGAGAAGGGGAAGAAAGAAGUUUGUACACCCCUACUUGUAAUCACACUUUGUUCCCUAUUCAUUGCAACUUCAGCCAAUGUUCCGCCUGCCAAAACCUUCAAAUACAUCAAUGAAGGCUCAUUCGGCGAAUAUUCUGUUGAAUACAGUGCAGAUUAUCGUACCUUAAACAUUGUCAACUUCCCCUUUACACUUUGUUUCUUUAAUUCUACCCCAAAUGCCUUUAUCCUUGGGCUACGAAUGGGCCAUCGAAGAUCUGAAUCCGUUAUGCGAUGGGUAUGGGAGGCUAAUCGUGGCAAGCCUGUUCGAGAAAACGCCACUCUAACCUUUGGUGCGGAUGGGAAUUUGAAACUAACUGAUGUCGAUGGCACGGUAGCUUGGCAUACCAAUACUGCCAACAAGGGUGUGACAGGGCUAAAACUCUUGCAUAAUGGUAACUUGGUUUUACAUGAUAAAAAUGAUAGAUUUGUUUGGCAAAGUUUUGAACACCCAACUGAUACACUUUUGGUGGGUCAAGCUUUAAGGGCUAAAGGCCCAUCUAGGCUUGUUAGUCGAAAAUCUAGCAAAGAACCUGUUGAUGGGCCUUAUAGCUUUGUCCUGGAAGGGAGACAUUGGGCCAUGUAUUAUGGAAGUGUAAAUUCACAAAGGCCUUUGCCAUACUUCAAAUCAGACGAUUAUGGCAAUGGGAAAGGCUCUUUAGCUAACUUUGAUUCUAUUGUGAGUCAGAAUAGUGCAAACCAUGCUUUUGAGUUAGGAUUUGGGUUUAACAUGACAAAUUCUCCUAGCUCUGGCACAUCCAUUUUUACUAGGCCCAAAUACAAUAGCACAUACACUAUGUUUAGAGUUGACAUGGAUGGUAAUCUAAGAAUGUACACUUAUGAACCAAAUGUUGAUUGGCGGGCAUGGGAGAUCACAUAUCAACUUUUCAAUAGGGGCAACGAUGGGAAAAGCGAAUGCAAGCUCCCGAGGAGGUGUGGAUCAUUGGGCGUUUGCGAGGACAGCCAGUGUGUGGCGUGUCCGAGCCCUCGAGGCUUGGUUGGGUGGAGCAAGGGUUGUGCACCACCAAAUUUGCCACCAUGCAGGGGAGGAUCGAAGGUGGACUAUUACAAGGUUGAAGGAGUUGAACAUUUCACUAGUGAUUAUAAUGAAGGUACUGGACCUAUGAAACUAAGUGAAUGCAAAAAUAGGUGCAAUAAAGAUUGCAAGUGCGUGGGCUUUUUCUAUAGAGAGGAGUCAUCAAAGUGCUUGGUUGUACCCGAGCUUGGAGCUUUGGUUAAAAUGGAAAAUUCCUCCCAUGUUGGCUACAUCAAGAUCUCAAAGUAGAUGAAGUUAUAACUGAUUGUAUUUAUAUUAAGCAAAAAUUUUCCCUGUUAAUUUACUUUUAAUGUGAUUUUGACAAAAAGAUUAUAAAUAAUAAAAGCUUUAGCAUGCCAGAUUUUGUUAAUCCGGACCAGAGAGUAAGUUUGAAAUCCACCUGUAAUUUAAUACGAUCAUAAGUCAUAACUGCAAAGUCUUUCUUGACCAUUUGGAAUAAAUCCUCUGCUGAUACAUACUACAGAGACACAAAAGGAUUAAAAAGAAAAGAAAGGAAGAAAGAAGAAUAACCUUUUAAGCAAAAAAACAAAAGAGACACUAUAUGAAUAACAUGGACUAAAUAGUGGCUUACUUUAUAUAACCAAGUGCUGAAAUACUACAACUAUCAUGACUACUGCGGAAAUAUAAUUGAUGCCCAGUGUAGUAGCUGGGGAGUAAUUAAUUUAAUUUACAGCAGUAAUUAAGCAGUGGAAAACUCGCUUCACAAAUUUCCAAAAGACAGUUAUUUCAUUGACAGAAACUGAUUAUCUAACUAAAUUAUUUAAGACUAAUUAAGACUUCAGUAUAUAUAACUUAAUAACCUACUAAUAAGAAAUAAA
This is a messenger RNA of Lycium ferocissimum, 2063 nucleotides long. Its product is annotated as epidermis-specific secreted glycoprotein EP1-like. Lineage: Eukaryota; Viridiplantae; Streptophyta; Magnoliopsida; Solanales; Solanaceae. The record is from RefSeq and is a predicted model, not a curated record.